Molecule: messenger RNA, 1107 nt
Organism: Colletotrichum orchidophilum
Lineage: Eukaryota; Fungi; Ascomycota; Sordariomycetes; Glomerellales; Glomerellaceae
Product: ELL-associated factor
Exons: 2
Coding region: 1-1107 (368 amino acids)
Source: RefSeq, a predicted model, not a curated record
AUGUCGGCUCUUCGUCCAAACCAUAGGGAAAAGGCCGUCCCCAAAAACCUAAAUGGCCUCAUCGACCCGACGAAGACGGGCAAAUACCCCGUCAUCCUGAGUGACACUCUCCUCGGGCGUACCCAGAAGGAGGUCUUUACCUCUGUACGAUACAACCACAAGCCAGAACUAGCCUCGGAGCCAGCGACGGCCAGAUUAAAACCCGAAACCCCUGGCAGCAAGUCGAGCUUCGACCUCUCCUUUCCCGACGGCAAUAAUGGCAUGUACGGCUACGCCGGCACUCGAACCAUGGACGACAACCAGUAUGUCCUCUACUUCGACCCCAACAGGAAAGCCUUCAUCCUCGACAAGGUCGACUCCACCUUCCAUAUGAACGUCACCCGCACCCCGAGCAAUGACAACCCCGAGACCCUGCGCCAGCAGUUCGAGCAGCUCGAUACCUCCAUAACCGCCACUCCCGAGGUUCGCAAAUCAGCCGUCGAAGGCAAGGACAAGCCCCCCCCGAAGCCAGCCUCCAAAGCCGCUGCCAGCAGCGGUCCCAAGCGGCCCUCGGCCAGCAGCAACAAGAAAGCCCCCAAGCCCCGUCCACCGCCUGCGCCCAAGAACAUCACCCUCGCCCUGCCGACCAACGACGCGCCCCCGCCGAAGGCCGCCUCCCCGGCCAAGAAGAAGGACAAGGUGCCCGCGGGCUCGGACGAGGAGGAGGAGGACGAUGACGACGACUUUGGUUUGACGAUAGAGUACCCCGACGAGCAUAAGAACAAGAAGCCCGACUUCUCGCCCGCCUUUGCGCCCAACAUCCAGGUCCGCAGUUUCUCCGACUUCUUGCGGGACUCCGAGGCCGACGAUGCCGACGGCGAGUCGGACCUGGAGGAGCGCGAUUUUGCAAACUUCAAUCUGCCGAGCCCGAUGAACGGCCAGGCGCAGCGGCAGCAGCACCACGACCAGGAUGAGGAUGCCGAGGGCGAGGUGGAGCAGAUGGACGUUGACUCGGAGCCCGACUUUGAGGAUGCGUUGGAGGACGAUUUGGAGGCGGAGCUGGAGAAGGAGCUGGAGGCUGCGAACAGCGGUGAUGCCGAGGAGAGCGAGGUCAGCGAGGAAGACUAA